This is a messenger RNA of Prorocentrum cordatum, 330 nucleotides long. Lineage: Eukaryota; Dinophyceae; Prorocentrales; Prorocentraceae. The record is from the annotation of a GenBank genome assembly.
GCGCGCAAGUGGCAGUCGCUCAACGCAAAGCGCUACGGCGAGAAGCGCAAAUUCGGCGUGGUCGAGCAGCAGAAGGAAGAGAUGCCCCCAGAGCACAUCCGCAAGAUCAUCAAGGACCAUGGCGACAUGUCCGCGCGGAAGUUCCGUCACGAUAAGCGCAUCUAUCUGGGGGCGCUGAAGUACCUGCCGCACGCCGUGUACAAGCUCCUCGAGAACAUCCCCGUGCCUUGGCAGCAGAUCAGAAACUGCCGGACGGUGUACCACUGCAGCGGUGCCAUCACCUUCUGCGGAGAGACGCCCAAGGUGAUCGAGCCUGUCUACCUGGCCCAG